GAGCUUAAAUAUCAGCUACAAUCCAAUUUCUACCUUGCCGGAUUGCAUCAGAAGCCUUUCUAAUCUCGAAGAGCUUAAUCUUGAUUCAUGUACACUUCUUAGAUCAAUUAGAGGUCUACCACGAGUAAGAGAUCUACUGAGCACAGACCAUUGUGUAUCGUUGGAAAGAAUAACAUUUCAGUCACCUUCGUGCAUGCCAAAGAGAGUAUCCAUAUACGGUGACUCAAAACUAGUAGAGAUUCAGCACUGGUACAAGUUAGAACCCAUUGAAACAGUUGAUGUAAAAAUGAUCGAGCUUUUGGGUUUGUCCCACUUGGAAUCCAUGGAACCCAUUUUAAUGCACACCCCAGAUGCAAACUCCCCAUCAGAAGUGGAAUCCAUGAAACCCAUACGCAUCCAGGGACUGCAUGAAUAUGGUAUCUUCAGCACAUUCUUUCCGGGAAAUGGAAAUAAGGUUCCAGGACAGUUCAGCCAUACAAGUAAAGGGUGUUCCUCAAUAUCUUUUCCUGUGCCUAUACUUCUUAAUAGCAAGAUCCGAGGCUUCAACAUAUUUUCUGUGUUUGCAUGGACGACAUAUGUUACUACUCCAUUGCCACCACUAAUCAUUAAAGUCAACAAUACGAGCACGGGUCUGAAGUGGAUCUAUGUGCCGUCAUGUUACGGCAUUCCAACUGCUGGAAACGACAUGAUAUGGUUAAGCCAUUGGAAUUUGGGGAAUCAAUUCGAAGGUGGUGAUGUAGUCACUGUCUCAGUAUUUACUCCGAAUAACUGGCUUCAGGUAAAAGAGUUUGGUGUCGAAGUGGUAACUGAGGAAGGGAUGAGGAUGAGUAAGCAAGAGCACAGCAGCAGUAGUAGAGAACCUGCUUAUGAGGAUCCCGAUGCUUGUGGUGUUAAUGAGGUGAUUGGUAACAGUGGUGGAGAGUUGUCAGAGUUAUAUGAGGUCAGGCCAGGAACAUACUUCCUCUGCGGUGGACCCUUCUUACAAAAUAAUAGGCACACUUAUAACAGAUGGAAAAAGGAUCGUUGCCUCAAUGGCAUCAUAGGAGAGUUUGAUGAAGAAACAGAGAAAGAAAGGAAAAGGGGGGAUGGGACACUAGCAUCAACAGAAGAAUCAGCUGAAGCAGAAAGAGUCGUCAACAAAUUCUUCGGUUGCAAGGUGCUUGCUAUCCAUGUGCUUAUGUCAUUAGUUGAGAUUUGUCAAAAUAUCUGCUGAUAGUAAGAACUACCUCUGCGUUAACUGUCAUCAUUGGAGACUGGUAGGUCUUCUCAGCAUCACAAGUUUGUCAAUAUUCUAUGAAAUUUUUGGAAAAGGGCAGCCAUAGCUUUUGUUGCCAAACGUGCAAGGUGUAUUUGUGUACUCGCUCGCAUGUUUGGUCACUGUCUUCUAUUUUUAUCCUCUGGUCACUCCCUUUUCUAUCUCCAAGUGAAGAUAUGGCAGGCCUCGAAGGCCUGCGUGAAUUUUUUCUAUCAUAGAAACUGUUAUUCAGCAUGGUCAUUAUGGAAGACAAGGCGAAUAUGCUGGGAGGCCAAUAUGCUGGUAUGUAGGAAAACAUCAUUGCAGGACAAGCUAUACCAUUGCACAUUACAGCAGAAUGCAUAUAUAUACUCUGUGCUGCAGGCAGCUACAUUGGACCCUGUAUAAUGGAGCGUUGAAAGUACUCGCAGAGCUUCCGGGCAGUGUUGCUG
Fragaria vesca subsp. vesca is the source of this 1686-nucleotide messenger RNA. RefSeq lists its product as uncharacterized. NCBI's taxonomy places the organism in Eukaryota, Viridiplantae, Streptophyta, Magnoliopsida, Rosales, Rosaceae. Gene Ontology annotation, molecular function: ADP binding; protein binding. The record is from RefSeq and is a predicted model, not a curated record. The transcript has 6 exons. Bases 194 to 1213 code for a protein of 339 amino acids. Gene Ontology annotation, biological process: defense response; signal transduction.